Sphaeramia orbicularis (orbiculate cardinalfish) is the source of this 2884-nucleotide messenger RNA. It is a transcript of the gene msh4, whose product is annotated as mutS homolog 4. Gene Ontology annotation, biological process: reciprocal meiotic recombination; mismatch repair. The transcript has 20 exons. The record is from RefSeq and is a predicted model, not a curated record. Gene Ontology annotation, molecular function: ATP binding; ATP-dependent DNA damage sensor activity; mismatched DNA binding. Gene Ontology annotation, cellular component: nucleus. Lineage: Eukaryota; Metazoa; Chordata; Actinopteri; Kurtiformes; Apogonidae. The coding region runs from base 50 to 2755 and encodes 901 amino acids.
GGAGUUUUCAGUGAGUUCCUCUAUUCUACAUAGAAAGAGGAAGAAUGGGAUGAAAACGAAAGAGCACCCAUUCUGUUUCAACAAAAAGUUCUGCAAUACUGGAACAGACUACUUUUUCCCUCUUUGCAACAGUGACUGGCCCUUCAUUAGUGCACUUGACAAAGAUGUAGAACAGUUGAGGAAUAACUGUGGUCACAUUCACCAGAGCUUCAGGUCUGGAAUCUCAAAUACAUCCAUCAUUGCAUCCACUCCAGACAGCUCCUCCCGCAGCUGUGAAGGAACACCAAGAUUCAGAAUGACCCCGGGGUCUGCAAGGGCCUCAGCAACACAUCCUCCUCGAACACCACUGACUGACCCCACUUUCACAAGUUGUUCUUCUGCAACCACAACGUCCGGAGCUUCUGUGAUUGUAGCAGUGGUUGAAGGACGUGGUUUGGCUCGAGGGGAGAUUGGCAUGGCUAGUCUCAACUUAAAGUGUCCAGAGCUUGUUCUCUCUCAGUUUGCUGACACUGGGACUUAUGCCAAGGUUAUAACCAAGGUUCAUAUUUUGGUGCCACUGGAAAUACUCAUGCCAGACACAGCCAGUGAGAAGGGAAAGAGGACAAAGCUCUUCAACCUCAUCACAGAGAACUUUCCGGGAGUAGCUUUCACUGCUAUCCAAAGGAAGUAUUUUAAUGAGAGGAAAGGACUCGAGUACAUUCAGCAACUGUGUGCUCCAGAAUUUGGGACUGUUCUCAUGGAAGUGCAAGCUAAGUAUUAUUGCCUAGCAGCUGCUGCAGCCUUGCUCAAAUACUUGGAGUUCAUACAAAACUCUGUCUAUGCUGCCAAGUCUCUCAAAGUCAUCUUUAAAGGGAGUGAACAGACAGCCAUGAUAGAUUCAGCAUCUGCAACUAACUUAGAGUUGGUCACCAACAGCAGGGAUCACAGGAGUGAGCAUACUUUACUUGGAGUACUUAACCACACAAAAACCCCUGGUGGUGCUCGAAGGCUGAGGUCCAAUAUUCUGGAGCCUCUGGUUGAUAUCGAGACUAUCAGCAUUCGCUUAGACACCAUACAAGAACUGCAGCAGAAUGAGGAGCUCUUCUUUGGUCUAAAGAAUGUAAUAGGUCAUUUCCUUGACAUUGACCAGCUGCUGUCUGUUCUUGUUCAAAUCCCAAAGCAGGAAACGGUUCAAGCUGCUGAAGCUAAGAUUUCACAUGUCAUUCAGCUGAAACACAUACUUGAUCUAGUGCCACGUUUAAGGAUGGUGUUGAAGAGCUGCAGCACAGCUUUGCUAAAAGCAUACAGCAUGUCCCUGGAAGACAACAGAUUUGAUAUGAUACUAGAGCAGAUCAAAACAGUGAUUAAUGAUGACACAACCUACCUGAAGGGGAGCCUUAACAUGCGCACCCAGAAGUGUUACGCUGUGCGCCCUAACAUCAGUGAGUUCCUUGACAUUGCCCGCAGAGCUUACACUGAGAUAGUGGAUGACAUUGCAGGGCUAGUAAACCAGAUGGGGGAAAAAUAUGGUUUGCCAAUGCGUACCAGCUUCAGCACCGCUCGAGGUUUCUUCAUCCAAAUGAAGCUUGAGGGAGUGUUCUUGGCCGACGGGAAACUCCCAGCUGAGUUCAUCAAGGUGACAAAGCACAAGAACAACUAUGGCUUUACUACUGUAGACUUGAUGAAGAUGAAUGACCGCUGUGAUGAGGCCCUGAAGGAGAUCUUUCAUAUGUCUUACGUGGUGAUAUGCCAACUGCUAAGCACUAUCCACAGGCACAUCCACUGCCUUUACAAGCUGUCUGAUGCUGUAUCAAUGCUUGACAUGUUGCUGUCACUUGCCAAUGCAUGCACCCUCUCAGACUAUGUGCGUCCGGAGUUCACAGACACACUCGCCAUUAAGCAGGGUCGUCACCCCAUUCUGGAGCGGAUUGCUGGACAACAGCCGGUGGCAAACAAUAGCUACAUCUCAGAGGGCAGCAACUUUGUCAUAAUCACUGGACCCAACAUGAGCGGCAAAUCCACUUACCUUAAACAGGUGGCGCUGUGUCAGAUCAUGGCUCAGAUAGGCUCUUUUGUACCUGCUGAGUAUGCCUCUUUUCGUGUUGCUGAUCAGAUUUUCACCAGAAUUGGUGUUGAUGACGACUUUGAAACUAACUCCUCCACCUUUAUGUUGGAAAUGAAGGAGAUUUCUUACAUUAUCCACAAUGUGAGUGACAGGUCCCUCAUCAUUAUAGACGAGUUGGGACGUGGGACCAGUGCUGAAGAAGGAAUCGGCAUCUGCCACUCAGUGUGUGAGUUCAUCCUUAGCCUGAAGGCAUUCACUCUGUUUGCCACACACUUCCUUGAGCUGUGCCAACUGGAGUCCCUUUAUCCCAAUGUGGAGAACCAACACAUGGAGGUUCAACACACACGCAGUGGUGACACUGGUGCUGAGAAUGUGGUGUAUACAUACUUGCUGAGCAGAGGACGCUCUGAAGAGAGACACUAUGGUCUGAGGGCAGCAGAAAUGACUGCACUUCCUUCAACCAUUGUCCAGGAGGCAAAGACAUUUGCUUCAAAAAUCAGUCAGCAGCUCUUGGCCAAACAUCAUAGUGAUCCGGAAACUCUUGUUCAGAGAGCUGUGUACCACCUGGCCACUCGCCUCUUGCAGACUGCCAGGAACUCAAGACUGGACCCUGACAGUCUUCGUAUGUAUCUGAAGGGCCUGAGGAAGCAGUAUGAGGCAGAACUGCAGGCCGCAGAGCAGCUAGUGUCUGUGGACUCAGAGGAGGAAUGACUGACUCAGCCUAGUAAUAGGGAGGGGCCAUGAGGCACUUUGAUAAAUGAAAGCUUUAUGUCUUGUAAUUACUGUUGGCCAAAUUUAUAUGAUGUGACUUUUACAUUAAAUGUUCUGUUUUGAAACGUU